CCGGAACGGGGGUUGGAUUUCCAGUUUUACUCGUUCAUUAGCUCGAUCAGUGUGUAUUUUCGCGCGUGGCCGAGAAAGAAGCUUCAAUUUUUUCGUUCCGUGUUUCUGAUUGCAGACUGACAUCUUCCUCUCAUCCGCUCGCCUACGUCAGCUUUUAACGCCAUGAGUCCUACCACAACUUCCGCGCUAUUCAUCCUGAUUUUAGCGAUGCUUUGCCUGGUUCACGUGAUUAAUUGCGGUGUUUUGGAUAGGGAACCACGUGCCUACAAGCAGUACAACAACGACCCGCCGCCCGCAAAGCGUCCAUUCUGCAACGCGUUUACCGGAUGUGGGAAGAAACGAUCUUCCGUUGCCGUGACCCCAGUCGCCAUGAUGCAUCGGCAUGCCAUUACCUCGGAUCAGAACCGGCCCAAGAUAACGGAAGGUUUCGACCCCAAUGAAGAUUCCCUGUCAAAUCUGAUCGAUCUGAAUACGGAACCCGCGGUCGAAGAUCUGAUGCGGCAAAUCAUGUCCGAGGCCAAACUGUGGGAAGCCAUCCAGGAAGCGAACCGAGAAAUCUAUCUACAAAAGCAAGGCCAAAAAUCUGACAGCUCUUCCAUGCCAAUCGCAUUCAGCACCCAGUGAACAGGAAAUCUCUCAUUCGGUUUAAUAAAAAUCUAGGUUAAUCUAGGGUUAAGUUUGCAAAUUACAGAAAAAAAAACACAAAAUGUUAAUAAAUUUAAGUUAAUUAGAAGAGAAGCUACAAACUUCGAUCGUAAGGGAAACGGUUGCUGUCCAAAUUCACUUUUGCUCCAAUGAAUUUGUCUCAACGUGAUUCUAUAAUUAAUAUUGAUGAAGAAUCAAACUGUCCAUAUUGCACUGCUGACAUCAUGGUGUUACACUUACCAAAAA
Uranotaenia lowii is the source of this 891-nucleotide messenger RNA. RefSeq names its product cardioactive peptide (gene CCAP). The coding region runs from base 163 to 624 and encodes 153 amino acids. The record is from RefSeq and is a predicted model, not a curated record. The transcript has 3 exons. Lineage: Eukaryota; Metazoa; Arthropoda; Insecta; Diptera; Culicidae.